This is a messenger RNA of Coniophora puteana RWD-64-598 SS2, 1073 nucleotides long. RefSeq lists its product as uncharacterized. The coding region runs from base 202 to 921 and encodes 239 amino acids. The transcript is spliced from 3 exons. NCBI's taxonomy places the organism in Eukaryota, Fungi, Basidiomycota, Agaricomycetes, Boletales, Coniophoraceae. The record is from RefSeq and is a predicted model, not a curated record.
ACAACUUCAACCGAGUGCAUUCUUCUAAAACCGUAAUUUCCUCCAUGCAUCACACCAACGAGUCACAGCUCACCCUAGUCGACGCUCCGUCUUCUCCACUUCCACGGUGCCCUCAUCCCUGCGGCACUGACAUGCGCCUCGAUUUCUCCCGCACCGGCUCCGACAACGUCGUUGCGCACGCCCAUCAGCCUUCCUUCACCAAUGUCUGACUCGCGCCCUCUAUACGCCAUCCAAUGCCACGGAAGCGCUGCCAUCAUUCGACGCCGCGACGCCGUUGUGGGCGUACUAGAGCGUCGAGGCGGGCUUGUUCCCAGCCGCGAAAUAUCGCUCUGGCUCGGCGCCGACGAGAACGUCGACCUUGACGUCGACGAUUCCGACGCGUGCACGAUCGUACCUGGUUCAUCGUCUGAGAGCGAUUCAUAUCUUGAAAAGCUGUCGACGCGUCCUGGAGGGUAUCGGACGAAGCUCGUGAAGUGGCUCCGCACGCCGAGAUUCUCGAGGUACCCCGUUACAUUCUCGGCCGAAGGAAAGACGUUCGAGUGGCGCGAGAGUGCGGCGGGAUUGUUGGUUGCACGCGAAGCCGGCCAGAGAGGAGACCCUCCGAUAGCCUACUUCCAGCACUCUCGCGCGGCAGCAAGCGGGCGAGUGGAGUCCGCGACGCUCACCUUUCCCAGAGUCGACGACAGCAGCCUCGCAGAGCAGGAUGCGAUUUUCAUCUCUCUAGUCGCAAUCGCUCAGCGUCAGGGUUCGGCGUGUUCUGGUUUCAGAACACCGGUGUUGCCUGAGGCUCAGUCGCGGCAUACGGCCACAGUAUGUGUUUUAUUUCGCUUUCUGCUGCUUUAUAUUUACAGACAGCUGAUACUAGUGCUUUGUUCAUGCGACGGGGCUACGUCUAUGAGCCACAUGAAUAUAUACAGAUAGACGAUGUGUUGUUCUCGGAGGGUAGGGCGUUCUGGGAGGCGGCGGGUGUAUGUUAGCCAGUAAGAUAUCGUUUAGCUUUUAUUCGCUCUUUAGUACGACUUGUGUGUUUCAUUAGUAUACUUCCGAGUAAAACUUAUGAAUCAACAACUUCA